AUGGCUCUGCUUCAAUACCCCCCACCGGUUGACUAUGCCAAGCAAUUGGAUGGCUUCAAGGACUUCUUGAAGCACUUCAAAACUUUCCAGUCUUCAUCGGAAGCGGCUGCGACCGAGGCCUUAGAGGAUUUGAACAUCGAUGGAGGCCGCACCAGCGACGAAUAUGAUUUCAUGGACGAUGUCGAGGACAAUGAGGGGACCGAAACUCGCGCAGCAAGACGACGUCGGGAGCCAAAGCUCAAGUAUAUGCAGGUUUUGCAGGACAUUGCGAACCGGGAAAAGGCGGACCUAGUGAUUGAACUGGAUGACCUGUCAGUGUUUGAAAAGGACCUUCCAGAAGGCGAGGAUCUGAGACUGGUCGAGUCCAUCGAGAAGAACACCAAGCGCUACAUCGACGUUGUAUCCCAGGCCGUCGACAGUGUGAUGCCCAAGGAGACCAAAGAUAUCACAUUCAAGGAUGAUGUGUUGGACGUGAUUAUGUCGCAGCGUGAGAAGCGCAAUGAGACCAUGGAAAUGGCGAUGGAAGCCGACAUGGACACUGCUGCGACUCCGACGAUGUUCCCCCCGGAGCUUACGCGCCGAUACACUCUCAAUUUCAAGCCGUUGACAGCCUCCGGGUCGAGUAGCGAACGCGACUCGAAAGCGCUUGCUGUGCGCAAUGUGCGUGGUGAACACUUGGGAAGUCUGAUUACCGUUCGUGGAAUUACAACCCGGGUUUCCGAUGUCAAGCCCGCUGUCCAAAUCAAUGCCUACACGUGCGAUCGCUGUGGAUGCGAAGUCUUCCAGCCCAUCACCACAAAGCAAUUCCUUCCCCUCUCCGAGUGUAUGUCGGAUGAGUGCAAGAAAAACAACUCAAAGGGCCAGCUGUUCCUCUCAACCCGCGCAUCGAAAUUCGUGCCCUUCCAGGAAGUGAAAAUUCAGGAGAUGGCAGACCAAGUUCCAGUGGGGCAUAUUCCUCGGACUUUGACCGUUCACUGCCAUGGAGCUCUGACGCGGCAACUGAACCCCGGUGAUGUGGUUGACAUUGCCGGUAUCUUCCUGCCGACUCCCUACACUGGUUUCCGGGCCAUUCGCGCCGGCCUGCUGACCGACACCUACUUGGAGGCUCAGCACAUUACGCAGCACAAGAAGUCCUACAAUGACAUGGGAAUGGACAGCCGGACCAUGCGUAAGAUCGAGCAGUAUCAAAGUUCGGGCAAUAUGUACGAAUAUCUUUCUCGAUCUAUCGCCCCGGAAAUCUACGGACAUCUCGAUGUGAAGAAGGCAUUGCUGUUGCUCUUGAUUGGAGGUGUGACGAAGGAUAUGGGUGACGGCUUGCACAUUCGUGGUGACCUUAACAUUUGCCUGAUGGGUGACCCUGGUGUGGCCAAAUCCCAGCUGCUACGAUACAUCAGCAAGGUUGCUCCGCGCGGCGUGUACACCACUGGACGAGGUAGCAGUGGCGUUGGUUUGACUGCGGCUGUCAUGAGAGACCCGGUCACCGACGAAAUGAUGCUGGAAGGAGGUGCUCUUGUUCUCGCGGACAACGGAAUCUGCUGCAUUGAUGAAUUCGACAAGAUGGAAGAUGGUGAUCGAACCGCCAUCCACGAAGUCAUGGAACAGCAAACCAUUUCAAUUUCCAAGGCGGGCAUCACCACUACUCUUAAUGCACGCACUUCGAUCCUGGCCGCGGCUAACCCGCUGUAUGGUCGCUAUAACCCACGGGUGUCGCCCGUGGAGAACAUCAACCUUCCUGCCGCUCUGCUCUCGCGUUUUGAUGUUAUGUUCCUGCUUCUGGACACGCCCUCGCGCGAUUCCGACGAGGAAUUGGCCAACCACGUCACCUACGUCCACAUGCACAACAAGCACCCGGAGACGGAAGAUUCUGGUGUCAUGUUCACCCCUCAUGAGGUCCGUCAGUACAUCGCCAAGGCGCGGACAUUCCGGCCUGUCGUACCCUCCAAUGUCUCCGACUACAUGGUAGGUGCGUACGUGUCGAUGCGCAAGAAGCAGAAGCUGGAUGAAGCCAAGCGGAAGCAGUUUGCCCAUGUGACGCCUCGUACUCUGCUGGGUAUUGUGCGUCUGUCCCAGGCGUUGGCCCGCCUCCGUUUUAGCGAGGAAGUGGUGCGCGAGGAUGUCGAUGAGGCGCUGCGUCUCAUUGAAGUCAGCAAGGCUUCUCUUUACAAUGACGGAGAGUCUGGUGCCGACUACACUCCCAGCAGCAAGAUCUACACUUUGAUCCGCAGCCUGAUGGAGAGUGGUGCUGCCGCGGUGGGCGAUGGUGAUGAGGGUGAACUCAGCAUGAGACGGAUUCGGGAGCGGGUGCUGGCCAAGGGCUUCACCGAGGAUCAGCUUACUAUGGCUAUUAACGAGUAUGCCGAAUUAUCGGUCUGGCAAGUGAUCGGUAAUGGCACUCGUCUUGUGUUUAUUGGCGCCGAUGAUGAUGAGAUGGGCAUGUAA
This is a messenger RNA of Penicillium alfredii, 2439 nucleotides long. Its product is annotated as DNA replication licensing factor MCM7. Gene Ontology annotation, cellular component: MCM complex; nucleus. The record is from RefSeq and is a predicted model, not a curated record. The transcript is spliced from 4 exons. Lineage: Eukaryota; Fungi; Ascomycota; Eurotiomycetes; Eurotiales; Aspergillaceae. Gene Ontology annotation, biological process: double-strand break repair via break-induced replication; DNA strand elongation involved in DNA replication; DNA replication. Gene Ontology annotation, molecular function: single-stranded DNA helicase activity; ATP hydrolysis activity; single-stranded DNA binding. The coding region runs from base 1 to 2439 and encodes 812 amino acids.